Messenger RNA from Frieseomelitta varia, 3555 nucleotides. Its product is annotated as E3 ubiquitin-protein ligase AMFR-like. Gene Ontology annotation, cellular component: cytosol; endoplasmic reticulum; ubiquitin ligase complex. Gene Ontology annotation, biological process: endoplasmic reticulum unfolded protein response; protein K48-linked ubiquitination; ubiquitin-dependent protein catabolic process. The record is from RefSeq and is a predicted model, not a curated record. Gene Ontology annotation, molecular function: ubiquitin binding; ubiquitin protein ligase activity. The transcript is spliced from 8 exons. The coding region runs from base 482 to 2290 and encodes 602 amino acids. Lineage: Eukaryota; Metazoa; Arthropoda; Insecta; Hymenoptera; Apidae.
UCUCGUGACACAUUGUGUCGUAUUGUGUCGCAAUAACGGAUCUCGAGAGGUUCUUUCUUUAAAAAAAAUAAAAAAGGGAACAGAGAGGGAAAAAGAGAAAAAAGGACGGAAGUAGGAGAGGCGGUUCGCCAGCGCGAGAGACACAUUUUGAACACGACCGGAUUGGCGAACUCCAGCCGUGCGUGUGCGAUGUAAAACCCACGACGAGCCCGCGUGUGUGCCGUUAACUGGUGUGGACGACGAUUUCAAUCGAGGAAAGUCUUACUUUCGGCAGAGCCCUCCGGUUUCUCUUCUCCUUGCGGUAGUUCUUACCCUUUCCUCUCUCCCACGCAAAUCCAGAGCGCAGAUAUGCGUUGAGCGACCGGCGCCGGUCUUCAUUUUCCGAAGUGUCGUGUUCCUUCGUUUCGGUGAUGGAUUAAAAGGGCAACGUGGUCUCCCCUCAGUCACUCUCAGGAAGCAGGAAAUCAUAAGAGCCGCAAGGAUGCCGAUGGAAUUCUUGGAGCGACUUCCAAUCCCGAAUCUCCGGGUGUACACGGCAAUAAGCUUCGCCGUGUUAUCCUGCUCGGUGUAUUAUGCGGUUCAGAUCAUCAAGGACCCGGCGUGGAAGAGCAACCACACUUAUGUAGAGACCAAGAAUGAAUCGACCAGCGACAUCGACUCCGAUCCGAGGAAUUUCGCUAUGCAUCUGAAGGAGCUACUCGAGUGCAUGCUCGACGAGCCUGUUUGCAUCUGGGUAAGUGCUACCUUGAUCAACAUGGCGUACUGCGUGCUGAUCCUGCUGGGCAAAACAAUCCAAAAGCUCGUGUUCGGCGAGCUUCGAGCCUCCGAGAGGCAACACCUCAAGGACAAGUUCUGGAACUUCGUGUUCUACAAAUUCAUUUUCGUGUUCGGCGUGCUGAACGUGCAGUACAUGGACGAGGUUGUACUCUGGUGGGCUUGGUUCACCGCGCUUGGCUUCCUAAGUCUCCUCAGUCAACUCUGCAAGGAUCGAUUCGAAUACUUGUCGUUCUCACCAACAACGCCUGGUUGGAGUCACGCGAGGCUUCUUGGACUUCUCGCGACUAUUCUCGCGUUAUCUUCAUUUAUGUUACUCCUGUGCACAGCUGCGGCGUUCUUCUUCGUCUCAUUCAAUACCUUUGUCUUCACUGCAGCUGAGUGCAUCUUACUAGGGGUCAGAACAGUUCACGUAAUGGUGCGAUAUAUAAUUCACCUGUAUGACACUCGCGGAGCUGGAACCUCUUCGCAACGUUCCUGGGACAAAAGAGGUCCUUUGACUUACUACACGGAUCUAGCGGCAGAAUUAAUAGUGUUGGCUGUAGAUUUUCUUCACCACGUUCACAUGUUACUUUGGAGUAACAUAUUCUUAAGCAUGGCGUCCCUUGUGAUCUGUAUGCAGCUUAGGUAUCUUUUCUACGAGAUACAACGCAAGAUAACAAAGCACAGAAACUAUCUCGCUGUGUUAAAUCACAUGGAGCAGAAUUAUCCAAUGGCAAGUCAAGAAGAGUUAGCAGAGAACUCCGAUAAUUGCGCCAUUUGCUGGGAGAAAAUGGAAACAGCUAGAAAAUUACCUUGUACUCACCUUUUCCACAAUUCUUGUUUACAGUCCUGGUUAGAACAGGACACCUCGUGUCCAACUUGUAGAUUAGCUCUAAGCAUGCAGCCUAGCCACCGCGAGAACACACAAGAAUUACCAACCGAACCGCAAACGCCAGCCAGACGAAAUGAAAACCAUUUCUUUCAUUUCGAUGGCUCGAGAUACGUCUCCUGGUUGCCAAGCUUCUCUGUUGAAGUUUCUCACAAUAGGCUACGCGGGAACAUCUCUACUAUUACACAUAACAACUCGCAAAUGGAUGCCAUGAUUAGACAGGUGCAGCAGCUGUUUCCACAUUUUCCGCGCAAUCUAAUUGUAGAAGAUCUGAGAAUGACAAGAUCAGUCGAGUGGACCGUUGAAAAUAUCCUGGAUGGGGUGCUGAUAUCUCCUCAUCACAUAAUCGAGGAACCGCAGUCGGAAUCCGUCCUUCAAAUCCAUACCAGUACCACGGAAACUAGUGUUUCUUUAAAUACCCCAUCGGCGCCGCUACCUUCAGAUCCAAGAUUUGAUAUUCCCCUUGCUGAUAGCGGCGAGGAACCUUCCAGUCUGGGAGGACGGUUUUCUAAAUCAUCAUCCGAACGAGAACAGAUUCUGCAGCGUCGCAAAGAACUUCUGCGGCUCGCUGCUAAGAAAAGAUACUUCGAGAAGCGCCGAAAAAAGCAUGAGGCCGACCAACAUGUUUCUAAUACUACUUCUUAAAACAGGGAAAUCAGAGAGAGAGAGAGAGAGAGAGAGAAAGAGAGAAAGAGAGAGAGAUAUAUGUCGAUAAAGAAAUUCUUGAUUUUUCGUGCUUCGUAGCGGCCAUCUUCUUCGAAGAAGAGUAUAACGACUGAUUUUCUUGAGUACACGUCCACCGACAUUCACUUACUUUUUUUUUGCCUCCUUCUUCUUCCUUCUUUUCUUUUUUGUGUCUGUUUGCAUCCAGCUGUCAUUUUCUUUUAUUCCUCUUUUUUUCUUUUUUUUUAGCAGGCUGUAUUCUUUAUUCCUUGGUUUGUUCCUAAGAAUUUUUGAAUGAUCUUAAUUAUCGUUGCAUCUUUAACGAGGUGCAAUUUUUAAGCACCGGUUUCUAUUUUUGGAAACUUCGCACUCAUUAUAUUUGCUUUUUUUCGAUUUUGCGUAUCGUCAUACAGAAAUCCCGAUCUUUAGGAAUAGUUUUCUUGAAAAUUCUAAGCUCCUUAACUUGAGAAACAUAGUUUCCUUAAGAACACGUUUUUUAUUCUUAAGAGGAGAUAAGGACAAUUAACUUAAAGUAUUAGCCGUUUAAUUCUUUAGCAAUAAUAAGAAUUAACUUAAAAGUAUUACUCGCUUAAUUAUUUUUAAUUCUUUAUUUAUUAAAAUAAUAAUUAAGAAGCGAAAAUUCUCGAAAGUCUCGAUCCUUUCUUUUCAACAUCUCUUCGUUUUUCUUCCCCCUAAAAGAUAUUUAUCGAAGAGCUUCUAAUCUUAUGUAGAAAAAAAACCCUUAGGAAAUUUGAAAUCUUAUACACAGAAGUAAUUCUUCUUUUUCUUUUUUUUCUUUUUUAAGAAAUUUUCUUGGUAGCCUAAAUAUUUCUAUUCUUAAAGAUUUUCUUUAAAGUCUUGUUUUUCUAUUCGUAAGAAAAUAAUUGUUCUUAAGAGUAGAAAAAGAGAUUUUAGCAACUAAUAUCGACUGGUUGUGAAUUAUAUACUCAUUGGUGGAGUAGAGGACUGAGAUAACAUAUUAUCGAAGAUAUCCUUUUUUUUUUUUUUGUUUUUUUCAUUCAGUUAAACGAUAAAAUCGUCUAAUGUUUUUAAUGGCAAAUGAUUGUUAUAAUUUUUGUUAUUAAUUUUAAUUUAAUGUUGAGUACAAAAAAAAUUGAUUGAGAGUAUAUUUUUCCUAAUGUGAAACAAUGUUAUUUUAUUUAAAAGAUUGUGUAUUUGGUUAAUUUUAUUAUUUGUAAACAUUUUUUAUUUAUGUAUACCAGUAAAUAAGGUUAUAUUUAAAGCAA